Mizuhopecten yessoensis (Yesso scallop) is the source of this 1576-nucleotide messenger RNA. RefSeq lists its product as uncharacterized. The transcript is spliced from 2 exons. The record is from RefSeq and is a predicted model, not a curated record. Bases 7 to 1053 code for a protein of 348 amino acids. Lineage: Eukaryota; Metazoa; Mollusca; Bivalvia; Pectinida; Pectinidae.
GCGAUCAUGCGUCCUCACGGGUAUACCACAGUCACAGAUCUAAUACGUUUGGAAUGGCAGGUGUGUAAUCUUUGUAAAGAUAUAAUGAGGAAACCGAAACCUAGGAAGAGUUCCUCGUCGACAAUAAGAUGGAUACUACUGACAUUGCUGCUGGUCGCUGUGUGGGGUCUGUUUGCGACAAACAUGUUCGAGGUCCUAGUAUCAGGCAAGGUCAUCUCGUUAAGACUCUUAAGAAAUCAUCUUUCACGUGCAUGCACGAGCGACGAACUGACGUCAUUAGUGUACGACAUGUCGCCAUUAAAAGAUGACAAGGCGACGUUUUCCGAAACGGAACUGGCUCGGAUAAAAGCUUGUAACAGAUCGGCAGACACACAAAGAAAACACGGGAACAAGAAGACCAAAAUGUUUAAACCAGUUCGCUGGACAUCACACACAUACCUUGACAACGGGAGUACUGUUGUUGAACUCGGCGGGUAUAUGGGAGACGAUAUCGAGAACCUACUAUCCCGGUUCACACCCAGACGUUACAUAGUCGUUGAACCCGUGUAUGUUUUCUACAAGAAGCUUGUUGAAAGAUUCAAACAUGUUCCAAAUGUCUUGAUCUAUCAUUUUGGUAUUGGAGAUAAAAAUGAUAGAACAACUGUGAGCAUGCGCCGUGACGGCACUUCAAGUUUUAACACGAAAGAGGGGGGUGUUGAUAUUCGUCUCGUUAGUGCUCAAAGCUUUUUUCUUGGAAUCGGAGUGGGUUUUUUCGAUGUGGAUCUACUAACUAUGAACUGUGAGGGAUGUGAAUUCGCUGUGCUCGAUUUUCUUCUGAGUACAAAUUUGAUAAAUAAUAUAAGGAACAUUCAGUUCCAGCCGCAUAAAAUAGAACAAGUUAAAGAUUCUGUUUAUAAAUACUGUGAAUACCACGAGCGCUUAAAACGAACUCACGAUGUUGUGUUCCGACACCCGUUCUGGUGGGAAAGUUGGACUUUGAAAUACAAACGUCUACCGAAUAUAUUUGAUGACAUUACAAACAACUCUACUCUAAUGGAUGAAAUCCUCAGUUAACAUGUUUUGUUUAUAUCUAAUUUACACGUGUUUACAUGAAAUAUAUUUACAAAUAAAUAGUUACUUUUUUCUUAAAUUAUCUUUAAAAUUUAAAAAAAGGAAAAAAAAUGAAAAAAAAAAUCAAGUGGUUUCCUGUGAAUAAUGGAGUCAGAGUUUACUGGAAAUGAACAAUACGCUUAGCAAAUGACACAUGUAACAGUUGAAAUGAGAAUCGAAAUAUAUUCAUCUGUCAGGACCUCUAAUACUAUAUCCAUUUAAAUGGAUCGUUUGCCGUUCUUUGUAUAAUAUAUAUAUAUAUUGGCCUUGUGGUAGGGAUCAAUCAUGUUUCACGAAAGUGAAUUAUUGAUCUCGGGGAAACAAAUCUUAGUUUCUGGACCAAAAUCAUCAGGAUUCUAACAGUCAAUGGUGCUUAGAGUAAGAACACUGUCUAGGAUACGUAGAAGGAGAAGUUAAUUUUGGUCUGGGACUUAUAUUUAACAAACAAAAAAACGAGCUGAUUGCGGACUUUUAAAUUUAAAUUUAA